This is a messenger RNA of Myotis daubentonii (Daubenton's bat), 828 nucleotides long. RefSeq names its product rRNA-processing protein FCF1 homolog. The transcript has a single exon. Lineage: Eukaryota; Metazoa; Chordata; Mammalia; Chiroptera; Vespertilionidae. The coding region runs from base 20 to 616 and encodes 198 amino acids. The record is from RefSeq and is a predicted model, not a curated record.
ACAAGAGUGCGGCGUGAACAUGGGGAAGCAAAAGAAAACAAGGAAGUAUGCGACCAUGAAGCGAAUGCUUAGUCUCAGAGAUCAGAGGCUUAAAGAAAAGGAUAGAUUAAAACCUAAAAAGAAAGAAAAGAAAGAUCCCAGUGCACUCAAAGAAAGAGAAGUCCCCCAACACCCCUCCUGCUUAUUCUUCCAAUAUAACACACAGCUAGGCCCACCUUACCACAUCCUGGUUGAUACCAACUUUAUCAACUUUUCCAUUAAGGCCAAACUGGACUUAGUGCAGUCAAUGAUGGAUUGUCUCUAUGCCAAGUGUAUCCCUUGUAUAACUGACUGUGUAAUGGCUGAAAUUGAGAAAUUGGGGCAGAAGUAUCGAGUGGCUCUAAGGAUCGCCAAGGAUCCAAGAUUUGAACGAUUACCAUGCUCAUACAAAGGAACCUAUGCAGAUGACUGUUUAGUACAGAGAGUAACUCAGCACAAGUGUUAUAUUGUGGCCACAGUUGACCGGGACCUUAAACGAAGAAUCAGGAAGAUCCCUGGAGUUCCCAUCAUGUACAUUUCUAACCAUAGGUACAACAUUGAGCGGAUGCCAGAUGAUUAUGGAGCCCCUCGAUUCUAAUACUUAAGACAAAGUUUCUCUGCUUUCCUUCAACCAAAUUUCUCCUUUGCAGGUUUAUUAAACAUGCUACAACAUGCAUUAUUGCGCCACUCACACAUUUGCUGUUAUGAGCUGAGAACAGUUAAAUACAAUCACUUUCUGGUGGUGUUUUGAAAAUGAUUUUGAUGUUGUUUUGAAAAUGAUAUUUUGUAUCAUUUAAAAUUUUGUUACAU